Pocillopora verrucosa is the source of this 3798-nucleotide messenger RNA. Lineage: Eukaryota; Metazoa; Cnidaria; Anthozoa; Scleractinia; Pocilloporidae. The record is from RefSeq and is a predicted model, not a curated record.
AUGAAACACCCUCCUGAUAAAAUUGCCCGUGGCACAGAAGGAGCGUUCAAAGAAAGCGAAGAACCAGAUGAUUAUUUUAGAUCUAUUGAUGAAGAGAAAAGCACAGACGAAGAAAAGAUCGAUGAAUCAUCCGAAGACCAGUCUUCCCUUUACGGUGAAGACAUUGAUAUUUCAGAUCGGAAUAAAGAUGAUGCUUUUUACUAUCGUCAAAUAGAAGAUGACAUUGAUAACAAAGGUAUGAGUCAAAACGAUGAUAAUAAUCAUGAUGACUCAGAAUAUUUUGAAGGUGUUCCCGAUCACUCUGAGAAUUCCGAGUGGAAAGAAAAUGAUAUUGAUGCCAUUUUCGAUUAUGAAGGUGGAGCCGAUGACGAUGAAGAAGCCAACUGGACUAACGGUGAUGAUUACAACGAAAAUGCCGAGUGGAGAGACAAAGAAGGAGGUGACUCUAUCGAUGGUGAAGGUGAUCUGGAUGACGAUGAAGACGCAGAGUGGAGAGACGGUGAUUAUGAUCACUCUAUCGAUAGUGAGCGUGAGCCCAAUGACGAUGAAGAUGCCAAGUGGAGCGACGGUGAUGACUUAAUCAACAGUGAAGGUGAGCCGGAUGUCGAUGAAGAUGCUGAGUUAAGUGGCGGUGAUCGUGAUGAGUCUAGCGAUGCUGAUGGUGAACUCGAUAGAACUGAAGACUCAACUGAAAACAAUGAUGAUCCUGAUGAUUACUUCGGUAUUGAGGACAAGCACAGUGAUUAUUCUGAUGGUGAACUAGAUGGCGAUGAAGAUAUCGAAAGGAGUGAAAGUGAGGAUGAUGACCUCAUCCAUAGUGAAGGUGAGCCAGAUGGCGAUGAAGAUGCCGAGUGGAGUGACAGUGAAGAAGAUGACUUCAUUGAUAAUGAAGGUGAGCUGGGCGGCGACGAAGAUGUCAAAUGGAGAGAUAAUGACGAUAUUGACCUCGUGGAUAGCGACGGUGAGCAAAAUAGCGAUGAAGAUGCCGAUUGGAUAGACAGUAAAGAUGAUGACUUCAUCGACAAUGAAGGUGAGCCGGAUGACGAUAAAGAUGUCGAGUGGAGAGACAGUCACGAUGAUGGCCCCGUCGAUAGUGAUGGUGAGACUGAUGGUGAUGAAGAUAUCGAGUGGAGUGACAGUGAUGAUAAUUCUAUUGAUAGUGAAGGUGAGCCGGAUGGCGAUGAUGAUACCGAUGGGAGAGACAGUGACGAUAAUGACCUCAUCAAUAGUGAAGGUAGGCCUCAUAAAAAUUACCCUAGAGAUUCACAUCAUAAUCAAGAUGAUGUAAACGGCUCUCCCUGUUCUAAAGGUGAGCCAGAUGGCGAUGAAGAUGUCGAGUGGAGGGACACUAAAGAUGAUGACCUUAUCGAUAGUAAAGGUGAGCCGGAUGGCGAUGAAGAUGUCGAAUGGAGAGACAGUGACGAUGAUGACCUCGUUGAUGAUGAUGGUGAGCGAGAUAGCGAUGAAGAUGCCGAUUGGAGAGACAGUGAAGAUGAUGACUUCAUGGAUAGUGAAGGUGAGCCGGAUGGCGAUGAAGAUGUCGAAUGGAGAGACAGUGACGAUGAUGACCUCGUUGAUGAUGAUGGUGAGCGAGAUAGCGAUGAAGAUGCCGAUUGGAGAGACGGUGAAGAUGAUGACUUCAUGGAUAGUGAAGGUGAGCCGGAUGGCGAUGAAGAUGUCGAAUGGAGCGACAGUGACGAUGAUGACCUCGUUGAUGAUGAUAGUGAGCGAGAUAGCGAUGAAGAUGCCCAUUGGAGAGACAGUGAAGAUGAUGACUUCAUGGAAAGUGAAGGUGAUCCGGAUGGCGAGGAAGAUGUCGAAUGGAGAGACAGUGACGAUGAUGACCUCGUUGAUGAUGAUGGUGAGCGAGAUAGCGAUGAAGAUGCCGAUUGGAGAGACGGUGAAGAUGAUGACUUCAUGGAUAGUGAAGGUGAGCCGGAUGGCGAUGAAGAUGUCGAAUGGAGAGACAGUGACGAUGAUGACCUCGUUGAUGAUGAUGGUGAGCGAGAUAGCGAUGAAGAUGCCGAUUGGAGAGACGGUGAAGAUGAUGACUUCAUGGAUAGUGAAGGUGAGCCGGAUGGCGAUGAAGAUGUCGAAUGGAGAGACAGUGACGAUGAUGACCUCGUUGAUGAUGAUGGUGAGCGAGAUAGCGAUGAAGAUGCCGAUUGGAGAGACAGUGAAGAUGAUGACUUCAUGGAUAGUGAAGGUGAGCCGGAUGGCGAUGAAGAUGUCGAAUGGAGAGACAGUGACGAUGAUGACCUCGUUGAUGAUGAUGGUGAGCGAGAUAGCGAUGAAGAUGCCGAUUGGAGAGACAGUGAAGAUGAUGACUUCAUGGAUAGUGAAGGUGAGCCGGAUGGCGAUGAAGAUGUCGAAUGGAGAGACAGUGACGAUGAUGACCUCAUUGAUGAUGAUGGUGAGCGAGAUAGCGAUGAAGAUGCCGAUUGGAGAGACGGUGAAGAUGAUGACUUCAUGGAUAGUGAAGGUGAGCCGGAUGGCGAUGAAGAUGUCGAAUGGAGAGACAGUGACGAUGAUGACCUCGUUGAUGAUGAUGGUGAGCGAGAUAGCGAUGAAGAUGCCGAUUGGAGAGACAGUGAAGAUGAUGACUUCAUGGAUAGUGAAGGUGAGCCGGAUGGCGAUGAAGAUGUCGAAUGGAACGACAGUGACGAUGAUGACCUCGUCGAUGAUGAUGGUGAGCGAGAUAGCGAUGAAGAUGCCGAUUGGAGAGACGGUGAAGAUGAUGACUUCAUGGAUAGUGAAGGUGAGCCGGAUGGCGAUGAAGAUGUCGAAUGGAGAGACAGUGACGAUGAUGACCUCGUUGAUGAUGAUGGUGAGCGUGAUAGCGAUGAAGAUGCCGAUUGGAGAGACGGUGAAGAUGAUGACUUCAUGGAUAGUGAAGGUGAGCCGGAUGACGACGAAGAUGUCGAAUGGAGAGACAGUGACGAUGAUGACCUCGUUGAUGAUGAUGGUGAGCGAGAUAGCGAUGAAGAUGCCGAUUGGAGAGACAGUGAAGAUGAUGACUUCAUGGAUAGUGAAGGUGAGCCGGAUGGCGAUGAAGAUGUCGAAUGGAGAGACAGUGACGAUGAUGACCUCGUUGAUGAUGAUGGUGAGCGAGAUAGCGAUGAAGAUGCCGAUUGGAGAGACAGUGAAGAUGAUGACUUCAUGGAUAGUGAAGGUGAGCCGGAUGGCGAUGAAGAUGUCGAAUGGAGAGACAGUGACGAUGAUGACCUCGUUAAUGAUGAUGGUGAGCGAGAUAGCGAUGAAGAUGCCGAUUGGAGAGACAGUGAAGAUGAUGACUUCAUGGAUAGUGAAGGUGAGCCGGAUGGCGAUGAAGAUGUCGAAUGGAGAGACAGUGACGAUGAUGACCUCGUUGAUGAUGAUGGUGAGCGAGAUAGCGAUGAAGAUGCCGAUUGGAGAGACAGUGAAGAUGAUGACUUCAUGGAUAGUGAAGGUGAGCCGGAUGGCGAUGAAGAUGUCGAAUGGAGAGACAGUGACGAUGAUGACCUCGUUGAUGAUGAUGGUGAGCGAGAUAGCGAUGAAGAUGCCGAUUGGAGAGACAGUGAAGAUGAUGACUUCAUGGAUAGUGAAGGUGAGCCGGAUGGCGAUGAAGAUGUCGAAUGGAGCGACAGUGACGAUGAUGACCUCGUUGAUGAUGAUGGUGAGCGAGAUAGCGAUGAAGAUGCCGAUUGGAGAGACGGUGUAGAUGAUGACUUCAUGGAUAGUGAAGGUGAGCCGGAUGACGACGAAGAUGUCGAAUGGAGAGACAGUGACGGUAAUGAUCUCGUCGCUAGUAACGGUUAG